AUGGAGGAGCUGGUAGAGGAUGACAUCUGUAUUUUGAACCAUGAAAAAGCAGACAACGCUCAUAAGAGAGACGGGGAGAUUCCUGUUUCAUCUUACAGUGGAGACGAGUCUGUUGCCUCACACUUUGCACUUGUCACUGCAUAUGAAGAUAUCAAGAAACGACUAAAGGAGACGGAGAAGGAGAACUCCUUCUUAAAAAAAAGAGUGAGAAUUCUAGAAGAGAAGCUGCUUGGCUCCCGACUAGAAGAGGAAUGCAGUUCAGUUGGACGUGAACAAGUAAACAAGGCAUACCAAGCCUAUCGAGAGGCCUGCAUUGACCGAGAUAACCUGAAAAGCAAACUGGAUAAAAUGAUGAAAGAAAAUGCGGACUCCUUGAAAAUCUUGAAUGAACAGUUGCAGUCUAAAGAAGUGGAGCUGUUACAACUAAGAACUGAAGUGGAAACUCAACAAGUGAUGAAAAAUCUGAAUUGUACUCAGUCCAGCUGGGAAAUAGAGAAGCUGAACAAUGACCUGAAAGUGCAUAGUCUGGAACAGGAUCUAGAACAGCUCAAGCAAGAAUGCAAUAGUCUCAGAAAGGAGUUGCAAAAAUCCAAGCAGAAGGACCAGGCUCAAGAUGAAAAUCCGUUAAAUGGAGACCUCCUUCAAAGGCAAGACAUCCAGAGUGUGCAACAAGCAUACUGGGAUCUGAAGAGAGAAAUGUCUAAUUUGCAUCUAGUGACUGACAUGCAAGCUGAGGUUCUACGAAAACUGAAAACAAAACCAACAGCGACCAAGAAAGCUGCCUCUACUGCACCAGUACAAUGUGUUGACUUGAACAUUUCAAAGCUGAAUUUGAUGCCUGGGGUGGUCUAUAAAAAACUCUCACCAAAUGAUCAAGUACUCUGCAAUGCUGUGUCUGCCCCUCUGCCGAGAGAUGGAAAAAUCCCAUCUGAAAGGGUGGCCCUACAAGCAUGGACAGAUGAGCGACCCAUUCCAGUUGAUGGCAAAACAUUUCAGGAACACCAUUCUUACGGAAGGAGCUCUCUGGAAGAUAAUUCCUGGGUAUUCCCAAGUCCUCCAAAGCCUAACGAGAAUGUGUUUUGGGAAAUGAAAAAUAAAAUGGCUUUGUUAAACUGUCCAGCAGAUUACCUGGAUCAGUGUAAUCAAAACUGUCUGCACAAGAGCUAA
Cariama cristata (Red-legged seriema) is the source of this 1167-nucleotide messenger RNA. It is a transcript of the gene AZI2, whose product is annotated as 5-azacytidine induced 2. NCBI's taxonomy places the organism in Eukaryota, Metazoa, Chordata, Aves, Cariamiformes, Cariamidae. The record is from RefSeq and is a predicted model, not a curated record. The transcript has 7 exons. Gene Ontology annotation, cellular component: cytoplasm. Bases 1 to 1167 code for a protein of 388 amino acids. Gene Ontology annotation, biological process: canonical NF-kappaB signal transduction.